GGCGGCACUUCCGCCACGCUGAAGAUGGCGGCGCGGCUGGGCCGACGUGCGCUUGCGCAGUAAGGUGACCUCUCUUAAAGGGGAAGUGACCCGCAGAGGGACCGGCAGGGUGACAUGGCCGGGCCGGGGCCGGGGCCGGGGCCGGGGCCGGGGCCGGGGCCGGGGCUCGGGCCCUUCCUCUACGAGCUGCCCGCCUGGCUUAUGUGCAGCUUCUGCCGCCUCAUGGACGCGUUGAGCCACUCGGACUGGGAGCGCUUCGCCUCGCGGGUGGUGCGGGACCAGGUGGAGCUGCGCCUGGCGGCCGCGACCCCCAGCCCAACCCACAGCGUCGUGUGGGGCUGGAGCAACCGCAACGGGUGCCUGGGCGAGCUGCUGGCCCUGCUCCGCGAGCUCGACCUGCGCCGCGCGCACGACCUCCUGGCCGCCUGGCACCCCCCCGCGACCCCCCUCGGGCUGCCCCCCACGCUCUCGGUGGCCCCCAGCCCGCUGACCCCCACGGCUCCCCCCGGCCCCCCCUCGGACGCCAGCACCGCCUCAGCCUGGGACCCCCCGAAACGGCCCCCCCCAGAGCCAUCGCUGCCCCUCCCAGGCCCCCCCCCCAGCGCCCUCCUCAGCACCCCCAGCCUGCCCCCUCCGGCCCCCCCGGACCAGUCCCUGGGCUCGCUGUGCUCGGCCCUGGGCUCGCUGGCCCUGGUCUCGCAGCCCCCCGGCCCCGGCCCCGGCCCCACGUCGCGGCCCCCCGGCCCCACGCCGGGGCCUCCCGGCCCCCCGAGCGCCCCCCAGCCCUUCGCCUGGCCCCUGGCCGAGCUGCUCCGGGCCACCGGCGGCUUCUCCGAGCGGCACAAGGUGGGAGAAGGCGGCUUCGGUGUCGUCUACCGGGCCCGGCUCCGGCACACCGACUACGCCGUCAAGCGCCUCCGGCAGGACGCUGACCUCGACUGGAGCGUCCUCGUCAACAGCUUCGUCACCGAGGUGGAGAAGCUGUCACGGUACCGGCACCCCAACAUCGUGGAGCUGUCGGGGGUCUGCGCCGAGCAGGGCAACUUCUGCCUCGUCUACGUCUACAUGGCCAACGGGUCCCUGGAGCAGCGUCUGGGGGCGCAGCCCCCGCAGCCCCUGCUGACAUGGGCCCAGCGGCUCCACGUGCUCCUGGGCUCGGCCCGGGCCCUCCAGUUCCUGCACCGCGACGCCCCGGCCCUGGUCCACGGCGAUGUCAAGAGCUCCAACAUCCUGCUGGACGCGGGGCUGAGCCCCCGGCUGAGCGACUUCGGGCUGGCGCGGGCGCCCCGGGGGGGCGGGGGGGGCCGCAGCGGCACCCUGGGGGGCUCCGGGGCCCUGCGGGGCACCCUGGCCUACCUGCCCCCCGAGUACCUCCAGGGGGGGGCCCUGGCCCCAGCCCUCGACACCUACAGCUUCGGCGUGGUGCUGCUGGAGACGCUGACGGGGCGCCGGGCCGUGGAGACGGACGCCCGCGGACGGACCAAGUACCUGAAGGAGCUGCUGGAGGAGGAGGAGGAGGAAGGGGCCGAAGCUGGGGCCCCCCCCAGACUCCUCCCGGACCCCCGGGCCGGGACCUGCCCCCCCCGGCUGAGCGCCGCCCUGGCCCGGCUGGCGGCCCGCUGCCUGCACCGGCGCGGCAAGCGCCGGCCCCCCAUGGCGCAGGUCUACGAGGAGCUGGAGCGGCUGCAGGGGUGGGCGCCGGGGGUCCCCGGCCCCCCCAACGAGCCGGAGGAGAGCGACGAGAGCCUGGCGGAGGCCGGGGGCCCCCCCGCGCCGGCGGUGCCGGCGGCGGCCCCCCCCUCCGCCGUGGUCAUCAACCCGGCGCGCCGGCGCAUCAUGGAGCGCCUGGCCCUCUACGAGCAGGGCCGCCUCGACUCGCUGGGCGUCCUCGAGUCGGGGCCCCCCCCGGGCGGCCCCCUCCGCCAGCCCGAGGAGAGCGACGACUUCGAGCCCUGACGGACGGCGGGACGGACAGUGGGACGGAUGCCAGUUCUCAUUUUUUUUUGGGGGGGGGGGCAGUGGCAGUGGGGGAGGAGGGGCACAUAUAUACGCACCCCCCCCUUCCCAGCCCCCUCCCCCCGGGCUGCUAGAGGACCCGGGUGUCCCGGUGGGGAAGCGAAGGCUUUCGGGGGGGGGGGAUCCCAACAGGUUUUGGGGUGCCGAUGUGUGUGACCCCCCCCCCCCAAAAUAAAAUCCUCCUCUACCUUUGUAA
Molecule: messenger RNA, 2212 nt
Organism: Rhea pennata
Lineage: Eukaryota; Metazoa; Chordata; Aves; Rheiformes; Rheidae
Gene: IRAK1
Product: interleukin 1 receptor associated kinase 1
Exons: 13
Coding region: 115-1956 (613 amino acids)
Biological process (GO): signal transduction; protein phosphorylation
Molecular function (GO): ATP binding; protein binding; protein kinase activity
Source: RefSeq, a predicted model, not a curated record